AUGAGGGAUCCAUUAAGACGGGUGAGCCGCUCAAGGAAAUAGUGCAAGUCCGAGGCGACUCUGAGGGAGUGGAAAGCGAGCCUCCCAACUAAACCCUCACCAGAACAAAUUGAUGUGAAAAUAGCGCCUCCGUGGAGACGAUACCAGUUUUCACACUGA
This is a messenger RNA of Stylonychia lemnae, 159 nucleotides long. Lineage: Eukaryota; Ciliophora; Spirotrichea; Sporadotrichida; Oxytrichidae. The record is from the annotation of a GenBank genome assembly.